This is a messenger RNA of Lolium perenne, 946 nucleotides long. Its product is annotated as rapid alkalinization factor-like. The record is from RefSeq and is a predicted model, not a curated record. Gene Ontology annotation, cellular component: plasmodesma. NCBI's taxonomy places the organism in Eukaryota, Viridiplantae, Streptophyta, Magnoliopsida, Poales, Poaceae. Gene Ontology annotation, biological process: calcium-mediated signaling.
UCUGGCUGCCUCUCCGCAUUUAGAACUCUGCUCAUUUCUUUAAACGACUGUCCUGAUGAGAUCUUAACCGCACCUACUGCCCCACACUCGUCGGUCGAUACAGACACAGGAGCACAAGAACACUACCACAUCGAAGGUAGCAGUGCGCCAGUGCUACAGCCCAAGCAUUGACCCCCCGCCCAGAGCGCAGCACCACCUGGGAUACGUGCGCCGGUGCGCGCGAGAUCGAUGGCGCCACCGCGGUGCCACGUCGCGCUCGCCUUCCUCGUCGUCUCCGCCGUGCUUCUCGUCGCCGCAGCCACACCGCACCACGAGCUUGAUCCGGCCAAGUGGGCAACGGAUCAGGAUCACGACGGUGGCGCAGUCAUGCGGGUGUCGGCGUGCACGGUGGAGGAUCAAGAGGAGGGGUGCGAGGGCGAUGCGGCGACGAGGAGGCAGCUUGCCGGUAACAGCUACAUCGGCUACGACGCGCUGCGGCGCAACGCGGUGCCGUGCUCGUACCGCGGCGCGUCCUACUACAACUGCCGCCCCGGCGCCCAGGCCAACCCCUACUCCCGCGGCUGCUCAUCCAUCACCCGCUGCAGAGGCUAGACAUACAGCAGGGUGCUACCUUGUCGCCGUACGCCGACGACCGGCUCACGGCGACGGGGGAGCACGGCACUGCUCGUCCGGUUCUUGGAGCUUGAUGCGACUCAUUGAUCUUGUAGUAACUUGUAAGACAUCUUUGUUUCUCUUUCUCUGAUCUUUCUUUCUUCCCUUGCCGUCGGUGGUUCUUUGGGGUUUAUACCGGAUUCAGUUCGAGAUUGAUUCGUUGAGUUGACAUUUAGCAAAACCUCCAUAGCAUGUAAAUCUAUCGAUCGACCGAUCGAUCUUGGAUUCCUGAUUCGUUUCAAAUGUACUGUGCGAUUAAUAAUGCUCUCAUAUACCUCUCACGUUUGAUUGAUUA